UCAAAAUUUCACGGAUUUAUCUAGCGUGAACUCUAUAACGUGUGUCGUUUUUUUCCUUUGGUCAUCAUUUCAAGAUCAUCGUAAAUAAAAUCGUCGCUUGUUGGUCUUCUAGUAUGCAUAGAAUUCAGUGAGAGCACUAAAACUGUGAUGUUACAUUUGUGAAAAAAAAUAUAAGUAAUCGGUUCGCGUCAGCAAUUAGCAAAUUUGAAAGUAAAGUGAUCCAUGAUAACGUUAAGGCGUAAGCACGCAGGACGCGGCACUGCUUGAAAAGAAACCACGUGAGAGGAAAUGACCAAUUGUCUCGCAAUAUUAUUCCUAUGUUAUUCUGCAAUAAAUGUUCGGCACUUGAUAGCAUGCGUCUCUCAUCUACGCUGAAGCAAUAAGGAGGUGAGCGUGUCUGAAAACAUAACAUCUUCCAAUAACAUCUAGUAAAAAAGAAUAAAUGUUUAUCUUUUAUAUAAUGCUUCUAUCCAAUUAUGCCACUGACAGAAUUAACGAUAGAAAUGAUCAAAUUUAAAGUACACCUUAAAUUAUAAUAAAUAAAACUACAAGGCAAGAUAUUAUUAGAUGAUCAAGAUAUCGUAAUCUCUGUGGUUGACGAAACCAAUCAGUGUUGCGAGAGUAACUGCGAAGAAACGGGAAGUUGGGAUUGUUUUUUCUAUUACUAGUGUUACCCGAGUUGGAAAUGUAAGACUAUACUACAUUAGAGAGACAGAGAGCGCAAUCCGCUUUCUUCACAUCUCACAAUCACAGCGAUGUCAUAGCGAUAACAUUGUGUCAUAUAUAUGAUUCUUCCAGUAUAUUAUUGUAGAGUUCACCGGUCACGUAUUGUUCUCUAGUUGUUGUUCACGCGUUACCAUGCUCUGUGAGCUCCAGUGCUAUUAAUUCUUGUACGAUUCGGUGGAACUUUCUUUCGUUCGACACGACGAGAAAUUAAUAAAGUCUUUAUUUUGUAACUCCAAUAAUUAAUAUGUCUGAAAAUAAUGCCGAAAUUUUCACGUUAUAUCUACGAACUCUUCACGGCAGAAAUCAAGUGUUAAAUAUCGUAGCAAAUCUUCCAAAAUUGCUUACUAUAUCGGCUCCACUCAACAAUACCAGGAAACAUCUUAACAUCUUUAAAAGUCAAAUAACUUACUGUAUAUCGAUAGAGAACCUUUUAGAUGUUAUAUCACUAUUCUCUUGGAUUCGCUCGUCCGGAUGGGGAAGUAAGGAACCUGAUCAUUUUAUCAGAUGUUGCAAUGUGAUCAUAAAUGCGAUGAUGGUAUUUAAUCAGGCAAUAAGCCAUAUCAUUUGGGCUGACAAACAUAAUAUUCUAACGAUUAAUGUCGAUAAGUGGAAUCCUGUUGCUGCUUGUUUUGCGAUAGGUACUUCCAAUAUCGACUUUUUGAGAUCUUUUAGAAGGAUUAAAGUGAUUCGAGAGAUACACAAAUUAAAGCAAGACGAAAAUAACAAUUACAAACUAUUGAUCAGUAGGCGUAAACGCCAUUAUACUUUUUGCGAACGAAAGAUCGACCAACAAGCCGAGAAAAAAAAAGUCAACUACCUGAUAGUAAAUGAGGCAAUGACAUGUAUGCGCGUUACACUGCAAACUAUUUGCUUCAUUAAUUAUUUACCGAAUGGCAUUCUCUGGGGAGGUCGUUUAAUGAAAUGGCAACUUGGAGCACUUGGUAUUAUAUCAUCAUUAAUACAUUCUUAUCAAUUUUAUAAGUUUAACUCAAUCGUGAACUAUGACGAUUAUACAUCGCAUACACGCAAAUUAAAUACUAAAUAAACAAAGUCAUGUUGCGAAAAGUGUCUGUAUGCUUAUAUGGUUAAACUAAGAAUGUUUCUAGGAUUUUAUAUAUUGACUAAUCAUUUUAAACAAAUUAAAUAUCCAUAAAAAUAUUAUAAAAAGGCAAUUUAUAAAAAUAAUCACAAAUUUAUAGAAAUAUAUUUAGGCACUGUCUGUGUGUAUAUGCAAAUGUAUGUAUGAUAAUGUAUGAAUUCUAUAUAUGUACUUACAUACACAUAAAUUUGUAUUAUUAUCUAUUUGAAAAACUAGUUUUUAUAUAUAUUAAUCUAUGUAAAAUAACUUUUAUGAAU
This is a messenger RNA of Ooceraea biroi (clonal raider ant), 2082 nucleotides long. Its product is annotated as peroxisomal membrane protein 11C. Gene Ontology annotation, biological process: peroxisome fission. Gene Ontology annotation, cellular component: peroxisomal membrane. The record is from RefSeq and is a predicted model, not a curated record. Lineage: Eukaryota; Metazoa; Arthropoda; Insecta; Hymenoptera; Formicidae.